Messenger RNA from Cucurbita moschata (crookneck pumpkin), 1208 nucleotides. RefSeq names its product peroxidase 2-like. The coding region runs from base 58 to 1014 and encodes 318 amino acids. Gene Ontology annotation, molecular function: heme binding; peroxidase activity. The record is from RefSeq and is a predicted model, not a curated record. The transcript has 4 exons. NCBI's taxonomy places the organism in Eukaryota, Viridiplantae, Streptophyta, Magnoliopsida, Cucurbitales, Cucurbitaceae. Gene Ontology annotation, biological process: hydrogen peroxide catabolic process; response to oxidative stress.
UAAAAGCUUGUGCCUUUUUGCAUAAUACCUCACCUCACCCAAAUUAUACCAAAAGAAAUGGCUUCCUUUAAACCUAUUGCUAUCUUUUUGUUGGUGGGGUUGAUGCUCGGAGCUUCUAAAGCUCAGCUAUCUCCCACUUUCUACGCCAAGUCAUGCCCCAACGUGUUUAAAAUUGUGCGAGCUGUCGUACAAAAAGCUUUAGCGACUGACGCCCGAGCGGGCGCUAGACUCAUUCGCCUUCACUUCCACGACUGUUUCGUUGAUGGGUGCGAUGGGUCGGUUUUACUAGUGAACCAAUCAGGCAUAGUGAGUGAGCUUGGUGCUCGUGGAAACGACAAUAUCACAGGGUUUAACAUAGUUGAUAACAUCAAAGCUGCACUCGAAAAGGCUUGUCCUGGCGUCGUUUCGUGUGCUGAUAUCCUAGCCAUAGCUUCCGUAGAAUCCGUGUACUUGUCCGGAGGGCCCUUUUGGAAGGUUCAAUUGGGAAGAAGAGAUAGCCGAACAGCCAACUUACAAGGCGCGAUGGAUGGCCUUCCAAGUCCCUUUGAGAAUGUAAGCCAACUUAAAGACAAGUUCCGUAGAGUGGGUCUUGAUUCUACUGAUCUUGUGGCUUUAUCCGGUGCCCACACAUUCGGGCGCUCAAGAUGCCAAUUUUUCGACCGAAGAUUGAACGUUUCAAACCCAGACAACACCCUGGACGCCUCAUACGCAGCCCAGCUCCGCCGAGCAUGUGCGAGAGGCAGAGACACUUUCGUGAACCUUGACCCCACCACUCCCGACGCCUUCGACAAAAACUACUUCACAAAUCUUCAAUCCAACUUCGGGCUUCUGGGCAGCGACCAGGUCCUGUUCUCCACCCCCGGCUCGGACACCGUGGGCAUCGUCAACACCUUCGCCCGCAGCCAACAGCAGUUCUUCAACAGCUUCGGUCAAUCCAUGAUCAACAUGGGAAAUAUCAAGCCAUUAACUGGAAAUAAGGGAGAAAUUAGAUCCAAUUGCAGAAGACUCAACUAAACCAACAAAAACCUCCCUUUUUAUAUAUAUAAAUAUUAAAAACAAUGUUGUGGUUAAAAUUAAUGCAAUCAGCUGAAUCUAAGACAUGGGUCGGUUGCAGCUUAAAAAAAGUGGGAUGAGACAUAUACUCGUUCCAUGUACGUGUGUAAUUUCGUUCUACAUAUAUUGAAUAAAAGUGCUGUCUUUAUACUUAA